AUGGACACACAAACCAUUGUGAGGUUUGUCCCAAACGAAAGGUUAAUACUGAGGCUGCAUAAUUUUAUUGAGCAGGACAAAACUCAGUAUUAUGAGGAGAUUUUCGGAAAGUUCGCCGCUGGGAAAGUCAUUACAGUUGGGUUCGGCAGUUGUGAUAGUGUGAAGGAUGUGAUGGAGAAAAUUGAAGAUAUGGAAGGCAUCCCUUGUGUUCUUCAAAAAUUGAUGUUUUGUGGGAAGCAAUUGCACAAUACAUAUCGUAAACUGGUUGAUUACGACAUUAUGGGCGGCUCAGCCCUUGAACUUUCACUUAGCAUUAUUUUUGUUAAGCAGUUAAACGGUCCUCUUUCUCUUCUCCAAGUGGGCAGCUCAGACAGGCUUGGCAAUGUUAAGGUUAGGGUUAGCAGGGAAGGAGGGUUUGAUCCUGGCAGGAUGCAGAUAACGUAUCCCAGGGACCUUCGUUAUGAUGAUCUUUCCCUUGGAGAGUAUGGCAUUCACCAUUUUUCUACCAUUGAGUAUAAAAUUGGGGAUGAGAUUUAA
Molecule: messenger RNA, 537 nt
Organism: Cryptomeria japonica (Japanese cedar)
Lineage: Eukaryota; Viridiplantae; Streptophyta; Pinopsida; Cupressales; Cupressaceae
Exons: 1
Coding region: 1-537 (178 amino acids)
Biological process (GO): modification-dependent protein catabolic process; protein ubiquitination
Cellular component (GO): nucleus; cytoplasm
Molecular function (GO): protein tag activity; ubiquitin protein ligase binding
Source: RefSeq, a predicted model, not a curated record